UGUAGGCGCUUAUAAAGGAAAGAAAAAAAUUAGCUUUUGGAGAACGUUUUAAAUUAAAACAAUUAAAUUUUUGUAGGAAAAAUAUUUUUCUGAUUUUAUUUAUUUUUAUUUUUUUUUACUCGAUGGACUUAUCCAUAAAAAAUGAUGCUUUGAUAUUAUAUAUAUAAAAAGAACACCGACCUCGUUUCGUUUUCCUGUUCAUAUUUAACAAAAGUACUACAUCCGAUGACAUCACCUCUACCUUGUCAUGUGCAUUCGAACGUGAAAUUCAAAGAAUAUCCCCCAUCAGUUCAAGCAUACCCCGAUAUUUUUAACAUGAAACUGUAAAUGUAACAUUGUUAUUUAUAGUAUUAGCUAAAGUAGUUUAAUCUCCGUAUUUGUAACGAUCGCUCGCUUACAAGAGCAACAGUUUAAGUGGAAACUCGGGCUAUUCAUCCGCAUCUUAUUUUUAUGUCCCUGAUAAGAUAUCAAUUAUAAAUAUCUCAGAAGGAAACUAUUAGUUCAGUAUAUCAUAUAAUUCAUAAUAAAUGUAAAUAACCUGUGGGAAACAGCGGUAUAAUUAAAUAAGUAAUCAGAACGAGAAAUAUUGUCCUAAAUUUGUAAACAGUGCAGCGACAAUGAUAAGUAUUAAAACAACAAAAAUGGAGUCAACAAAUUAAAAGGAUGAAUCGAAAUACAAUAGGAGGUCAGUAGCCAAAACAUUGAAUAAUUUUGGUGUCAAUGUCCGUUGAGGUAAGUCAUCGGUUUUUCGAAUUACUGUUUGGAAACGUGUCCAGUUAAAAAUAGAAUGGUGAUAAGUUAAAAAUCGUUUCUUUUAAAUGUGCUGAAUAAAACUAGAAAGCGUAUACAGAGUAGAAAGUAUAUCGAUUGAGGGAUGCUGGAGAUGUAGGAUACAACUGAGCAUGCUCCAAAUUCAUCGGAAGGGGGAGGAUGUGGAGGCUAACAAAAGAUCAGUCGAACACUGGAGAUAGCUGCAUGUGAUGAAGUAUUCGUGGAUUUUUUCGAAAUCGGAUUUGAUUUGCAAGAUAAAAUUGAUGUGAUAAAACAUGGCACUUAGUUGCGGUGCAAAAUGUGCCAAAGGGGCUCUGGUUACAUUCAAUUUAGUAUUUUGGCUGUCAGGAUGUGCACUUGUGGCUUUCGGAAUUUAUAUUUUAGUAGAAGAAGACAAACAGACGUUGUUUCAAUUAUUUACUGUUGACGGAAAUUAUGCUCUUAUACAAUAUUUGGCAUUUGCAUUGAUUGGAAUUGGCGGACUUAUUUUAAUCGUUGGAUUUUUGGGUUGUUGUGGUGCAAUUCAAGAAAAUAAAUGCAUGAUCGUAACGUAUUUUGUCUUCUUGUUUUUGAUUCUGGUAUCUGAAUUGGCUGUUGGAAUUCUUGCUGUUAUUUUCCGAGAAAAAGUGACGUCAAAUAUGGAAAAGAGUGUUACGGAUAUUCUCAAGACAGAAUAUGGUAUUGACCAGCCAUUGACACAAGCCAUUGAUCUAACACAAACAAAGUUUAAAUGUUGUGGAGUAAAAGGUGCCGAAGAUUAUUCAGAAAGCAGAUGGAAAAAACAGGGAAUGGGCAAAGGUGACAAUAUCAGUAAAUCUUGUUGCGUUCUAUCAAAUAUGGACGAUCCAGAAGCCUACUUAAAUCCUCAUCCCAUUAACGAAACGUUGUGUCAGUCCCAAACUGCCGAUUACGUUCACACAACGCCAUGUCUAGAAAAAUUGGAGAAAUUUAUUAAAGAAGAAAGUUUUCUUUUUAUGGUUAUUGGGUGUGGAAUUGCAGCUUUAGAGAUUUUUGGAAUGAUUUUCUCUAUAUGUCUGUGCAAAGAAAUCUGAAAAGGAACCACUCCAUAGACUUUCAUCAUUCAUUAAAUAUUGUUUUUCUUUGCAUUUAAAGAAGGCCAUUGAUGAAUAUCUGACUAUUACCGAUCCUGAAACAUUAUAAUGAAAGAUUCUGAAGUUCAUCUCAUGUUGACGUUUCAAGUGUUUUAUCUGUAGAGCCAGAAAUGAAUAUGUACAGAUUUAAUGUGUGUCAUUGAUCGUUUUAAAACUAAAGAAAUUAUAUCUGGUUGAUUUUAAUGUAGUUCGUGCAUCAUACUUAUGCCUACAAGUGUUAAUGUUGAGUAUUGAUACUUAAAAAAUGUUGAAUACUAUGUUUCAGUUUGGGCAAGUUGCAACAAACAAUCGUAAAUUCAUAGUUAUCAUUUUAAUCAUCGUGAUUUUAAGGUGGAUCUUAGUUUUUGAAUCCUAGGAUCUAAUUCUACAAUGUCAAGUGCUCAAGAGCGGUUACUUCCAAUUCACCUCGCGAUUUCAUGUAAAACAAAACUUGAAUAAUAUUGCUUUUCACUCAAGCUUUAAAAAAAUGAAAUUUCUGAAAUUUUUCAAGUUUUCAAAUGUUUUAAGACAUUAUUUACUAGAAAAAAAUAAAACUCACUAAAAAUAUUCAUGAACUUGAAUGGUUCUGAUGUAAAAGACGGUAAGCGUCACAAUGAUAGUUUUCAGAAAAUGGAAAAGUUAAACAUCUUAAGAAGUUUUCUGUUUUGUUUCUUCAAUCAGAAUAAAGUGCGUGAAAUAGUUAAAAAUUGCAUAUAAUAUUUAAAUUGAAAUACAUUGCUGUUUAGUUGUUAGCACGUAUUUUAUAAUGUAUAAUGGAAAUGGCACUUACCAUCAUUUAACACCCGAACCCUUCAUUUAUAAAUGGAAAAUCGCUUUGCCAUUGUUUCAUGUUUAUUGUAUAACAAAUUUGUUACACGAAUUUUUAUUUUUAAAACAUUGCUCUUGUUGUCAGUGAAAUUUUAACUGGUUGUUGUGAGAUGUGAAUUGCAUGAAAUAAAAAGAUAUCGUUAA
Molecule: messenger RNA, 2834 nt
Organism: Centruroides sculpturatus (bark scorpion)
Lineage: Eukaryota; Metazoa; Arthropoda; Arachnida; Scorpiones; Buthidae
Product: CD9 antigen-like
Exons: 8
Coding region: 1047-1823 (258 amino acids)
Cellular component (GO): membrane
Source: RefSeq, a predicted model, not a curated record